ACACCGGGAACCACUUCUGGUUCAAGCUUCGUUCGAUCAACAUCCACUGGUACCAGACGAUCAACAAUGGCAGACCUCAGCAGCAAAGAUGUCGAAAGGGCAGAGUUCGCUUUCUCCAUUUACGAUGAGGACGGUACCAACGUCAUCGAUGCGGUUAAUCUUGGCAAUGUCCUUCGCGCGUUGAACUUGAACCCCACGAAUGCAACCAUCGAGAAAUUGGGCGGCACGAAAAAGAAGGGCGAGAAGAAAAUGAAACUGGAUGAAUUCCUGCCUAUCUUCAGCCAGUGUAAAAAGGACAAGGAACAAGGAUGCUAUGAGGACUUCCUCGAGUGUUUGAAGUUGUAUGACAAACAGGAAAACGGCAUGAUGCUCGGUGCAGAAUUGUCCCAUACGCUCCUGUCACUUGGUGAACGUCUUACUGACGCGGAAUGCGAGGAAGUGCUGAAGGACUGCAUGGACACAGAAGACGAUGAUGGUUUCAUCCCCUAUGCCCCCUUCUUGAAGAAGAUGAUGGUGCUGUUGUAAAUGGUCGAGGUGUUAUUCAGACAAUGAUCGUCCAUCCGUUCCUUCGUAAUCUGUGUGAGAGGGCGGCAGCGCCAAACGACGAAUAGUUGGAUGAUCGCUGUCAACAUCUAUCCGCCAAGCUCCACGUCGACGAUGGACACAUUCGCCAUAUUCGCUCGUCAUAUUCACCGUCCUUCUCAUCCCGCCGCUGAAUCACGCGAGGAUCCAUUUAAUAAUUUGCAUGUGAAUCGUGAUCCUGAAAUCAACAACGUCGAAGCGCCAGCAGCAUUUUAUCGGGAAAAAGCAAGAUAGGAGAAAAACCUUCACGAUCAUUGAGUUCAAAAAGAAGAUCAUUUCAUUUGGAACGCACGCAACAUACUCAUAUUACUCGAUUUGGUUUCAUAUAUAUUGUUAAAUUUGCAGAAUACGAAAGUAUGUGUAUCUUAAUAGCAACAUUGUACAAAGUCGAAUGAAACGAUCGGUAUUAAUUUACUUCUUACUGUUACUGUAAUAAAUCGCUCCUCUCGAACCAACGGAGAGGAUUAAAAGUUGUCU
Pogonomyrmex barbatus (red harvester ant) is the source of this 1059-nucleotide messenger RNA. It is a transcript of the gene Mlc1, whose product is annotated as Myosin light chain alkali. Gene Ontology annotation, molecular function: calcium ion binding. NCBI's taxonomy places the organism in Eukaryota, Metazoa, Arthropoda, Insecta, Hymenoptera, Formicidae. Gene Ontology annotation, cellular component: muscle myosin complex. The record is from RefSeq and is a predicted model, not a curated record.